UGUUUGUGUCUUGAAAUUGAAGAGCAGAGCUACAGAACUCCAUGUUGUAACAAAGUUAUCAACAAGAAACUCCCUUUUGUAUUUUUACUUUUUCUUUUAUUUUUUAUAUCUUUUAAACUUUUAGUUGUAUAUAUUUAUGCCAGAAAUUAAAUGUAUAUAACGGAAAACUGGGGGGGUUAUUUUAACUUGUUGUAAAUAUAUCAAUAUAUAUUAGGUAGAAAAACGGUAACAACUUUUAAACUGCAGCUAUAUUGGAAUUACGGAUCUAAUGGACCACCAGUCCACGUCUAUAAUUACGCAAGUUAGCAGAGAUGAAGAGGUGAAUACUCCUCUACGAGAAAAAGGUGUUCAAGCUCAAGCCACCUCCUCAAAGAAGCCUCGAAGUCGAGGAAUUUUCCACAGUCUGUUCUGCUGCUUCUGUCAUGACGAGACUGAUCAAGUUCCUGUCAACAACAAUGCUCCCCUCUUAGUGGAGGAAAAUGGAACAGUCUCAAAAGUCCCAGUAAAGCCUCUACUUCCACAAAUAAAGUCUAAAGAUGUUGGAAAGAUCUGUGUGGUAAUUGACCUGGAUGAAACACUAGUGCACAGUUCAUUCAAGCCAGUGAACAAUGCAGAUUUUAUCAUUCCAGUUGAAAUAGAUGGGACUGUUCAUCAGGUGUAUGUAUUGAAGCGGCCCCAUGUGGAUGAAUUUCUCAAACGAAUGGGAGAGCUGUUUGAGUGUGUGCUGUUCACUGCAAGUUUAGCCAAGUAUGCAGAUCCAGUAGCAGAUUUGCUGGAUAAGUGGGGUGCAUUCCGGAGCCGGCUCUUCCGGGAGUCCUGUGUGUUCCACCGUGGCAACUAUGUUAAAGACCUUAGCCGACUGGGCAGGGACCUCAACAAGAUAAUCAUAGUGGACAACUCUCCUGCCUCCUACAUCUUCCACCCAGACAAUGCUGUGCCUGUAGCCUCCUGGUUCGAUGACAUGUCUGAUACAGAGCUGCUUGAUCUCAUUCCUUUCUUUGAGAGACUGAGUAAGGUGGAGGAUGUCUACACAGUACUCAAGCAACAGAGGACUAUAAGCUAAUGGAAUCGCAAGGCUUCACAAGACAGGGCCAGUGGCUGGUGGGCACAGGCUCUACAGUGCUGCUGACAAGCUGAGUGGUUACUGCCCUUUUCUUCAUGACCUACCCACAAUUCCAUUCACAGGAACACAUGGCAGAAAUGAGCUGGUAGCAGCAAAGCAGUUGCCCUUUUGGAAGAAGAAUGGAGCUGCAAAGCACUUCUUAAAAAUGUAUAGAACAUUUUAACACUUGAAUAUGUGUUAUUCUUUUAUUUUUGUUUGCAAUUUUGAGACAAGGUUGAGGGAUGGGUCCCUGCCAUGUUUGUUAAAGGACCAGUGGUGAUCCCUUUGAAACAAUGAAAAGUAGGUCCCUUUUUUAUAUUUUAUGAUUAAAAUAUUUUUUACAUGGAGAAAUGUAUAUUAUGUUCCCAGGGCCUGUAUUGUGGGAUAUGUCCCAUUUAUCAUUCCCAGUCUUCAUUGAAUAAUUUCUGUAUACACAUAAAAGCAUGUAUGGUGCAGUAUUUGGGGUAAGGGUAAAAGACCCUUAAAAAGGCAAUCGUGCAGAUGUAGCUCUAGGUGUUUUUCUUUUUACCCCUUGUGGUGUAAUAAAAAAAGAGAGGCAAUAUCACAGUAUUGAAAUGCCGUAAUAUAAUCACAUCAAGCAUACACUAUAUACAGUAGAAUUAUAUGCCAAAGCAUCCUAGUAUUUUCACACUAUUUUGACUGCCUUUUCUACAGUGAACCAAGUUUAAGUAAAGAUAGUCCUUAACUUAAAAGCAUUGUGACAUCAUUGCAUUUAAUGGUAGGGAUUCUGAUAAUGCUAAAGUAUUAUAAGUGGAAGCUUAUCCAUGAUGUAUUGUAGCAUAUUUUAAAAAAAUGUCUACUUGCCUUAACCACGUUUUUCAGUUCUAUGGAAUUACUAAAUCACCACAAUGCCUAAUUACAGUAUGUUCCCUUUUUAACACAUUGUCUUUAAGAUCUUUAAUAUGUGAUUAGGUAAUGUCUCAUAUUGGCAGCACUGGAGAAUAGUAACCUUGAUCCAAAGAGGAGAGAUGCAUAUUGCAGAACCUCAACCUCAAGCUUUCUCUGGGAGGAGCAUCACUGGAUGCAGAGGAGAUUCCAGCUUAUGUUCUUUCCCCUUAAGUUCUGUCUAACAGAGAAGCUAGAAAGUGCCAAUGUGGGUAUUGUGAAUUUUGUUUUCUACAGACUGCAAUAUUAAAGCUGGACAUGCUGUCCAGCUGGUUGUUGUUUUCUUCAUCUGUUUAAUUUUUCUUUUUUUUUUAACAGAAAAAACAUUAAAAACUGCCUUCACAUUCUGUUUCUUAUUAUCUUAGUACUGUGGUCCAGAAAAAAUACCAGACAAACUUAAAAAGCAGUGUGUAUGAAAAUGACAUUUGGUUUUUAUAAGCACAAUAUUUUCUAAUUUUCUCCAGAACUUGAAUUUGUCUGCAACAUUUUGGUAAGCUUGUCAUUAGUGUCAUUUAUGUCAGUUCCAUAGUAGAUUAUACAAGGAAAAAACCCCUAGAAAUGUACGUUUUUCUUUCUGUUGUAGGCAAUUAAUAUGAUCAUGGAAGUAUUUUUGAAACUUUGAAAUGAAUUGGAGCAGUGAUCUCUGGAUACUUAACCAUCCACCCGUUUUAUAACCAUUUCCCCCAGUCAGGGUCAAAUGUUGCUCUCCUAGCAAGCAGUGGGCACAAGGCAGGGUACACCAGGCCAUAACAGGGCACACAUACUGUACACACAUACGCAUAUAAAUUUUUUUAGGGCCAAUUUUCCCUAAAGCCAAUUACGUUACCAGUAUUUUUUUGGAUUGGGAAAGAAACCACACGAAUAAGCUCCAUGCCAAUUGCACCCCGGGAAUUGAACCUGUUGCCCUCAGCUCUGCGAGGCACCAGUACUAACCACUGCACCACUAUGCGGCCCACCUACUUAACCAUGUUUUAAAAAGUCAUACCUACAUGCUAGUGUUAACAGUAACAGUUGUUAUUGGAGCAUUAUAUGUAUAAAGAAACCCAGUAACUUCACUUGUUUAAGAUCUAGAAUUAUGCAGUCUCAGUUUAAACCAGAUCACACCUUUCAUUCUCAAGAAUUGCAUCAUUACCACUUAAGUGAAGUCAGAGUUCAAUUUCACCUUCCCUCUUUCUCUGUCCUGGCCAGCUUUAAUUGUGAACCUCUUUUAUUUUCUUAUAGAAUUUUUAAAAGUAAGUGAUAUUUCCAAACAGGUAUUUGCAAUACAGGAAAGGGCAGCAUAUAGAUGCAUUCCAUUUAAAGAAUGUUCUACAGUCUGUGUAUGCAGAUGUUUUACAUGAGCUUCCAUUUGUAAUGUUUUUAUGGAUGUGAGAACAGCCUUCUGCGCAGUAUACAGUAUCUUGUUCAGGAAUUGAACAGGAUAAAGCAGACACUUCACUAAAAAUCCCAGUAAAUCAGAAAGAAGGCUAAUGUUGGGCACAAAAGAUGGUACAUUUUGUUGGAAACUACACCUUGUACUGUACAUUUAAGACAAUCCUAAUUAAGGUGAGGUAUGGUGCAUUAGCUUUUAGUGAUACGAUUUUGAGUUUUUUUUAUGAGAAAUUGUAGUCUUUAUAACCAGUCAGUACAGCUUCAUGACUGUCAGAAACAAGAUGUUUUUGAAGCUAGUAAAUUUGUGUCUUUUUAUUUGUGUAAAUGUCUACAUAUACUGUAGAUGGACUUUCAAACCUAAGCCCAAAUGUUAUUUUUUUCAGUUCAUAUAUUAAAAAAUAACUUUAAAUAAUGUGUUUGUGUUACUCUUGUCAUGCCAUUUAACUAAUAUACAAGCAUAACUAUGUAGUGUAUGUUUGUGAAACUAAAAAUGACUAUAUAUGGUAAGGCUGCCCAUAGUAUAUGUAACUGUUAUUUUCAAUAUUAUACUCUUUUUGUACAAACAACAAGCAUACCUACCAUACACUCUGGUUAAUCAUUCCCAAAAAGUCAUUUUUUAUAUAUGUUGGGAAUGCAAUGUCAUUUUCAUCUCUAUUGCUCUUUAAGGAACAGUACUGGGAUCUUAAUCAUCAAGAGUAAUUGAGAAAACCUUGUACCAGGGGGAUGUUCUACCACAAAAAUAGAUUGGCAACAAAGAAGAAAUAAACUGUCAGUAUUAAUUCCCACAUUCAGUACUCUAACUUAAAUCUCUGCAGAUUACUUUUUUCUGAAACAUUCUUUCUCUUAAGCAGUUUUAUAAACGUGGUUUCUUAAUAACAGGUUGAUGAGUGAUAGUGCCCAAGACAUAUUGGAAAUGAAUCCUUAAAAAUAUGCAUCUUGACAGAAAGUUCAUUUGUGUAAAGUGGAAACUAUUUUUUUAAAAUAGUGGUUCAGAAUAAGGACUCCCCGUUGUACUUGGUCACCAAAGGAGAAACAGAUACUGUGGUUGAGUUUAAUUAUGUGGCUUACUGCCUUUUACUGUAUUUUCAUUGUAAUGAAACAUGCAGAUACAGGUGCAGUAUAUGAACAUCUUUGGUAAUUACACAGUAAUACAGCAGACAAUUGGCAUUAAUAUAUGGUAUAAUAUACUUGUGAUCUGGGAACACUGAGUUUAAAUUAAAACAAUUGUAACCUAGUUGUGAAAGUAUUUUUAUUAAAAUUAUUAAAUGUAUUUUACUGUAUGGAACAUGAAUUAUCUCAUAAAUGAUAUCAUACAAUCUUAA
Messenger RNA from Lepisosteus oculatus (spotted gar), 4701 nucleotides. It is a transcript of the gene ctdsp1, whose product is annotated as CTD (carboxy-terminal domain, RNA polymerase II, polypeptide A) small phosphatase 1. The record is from RefSeq and is a predicted model, not a curated record. Gene Ontology annotation, molecular function: RNA polymerase II CTD heptapeptide repeat phosphatase activity. NCBI's taxonomy places the organism in Eukaryota, Metazoa, Chordata, Actinopteri, Semionotiformes, Lepisosteidae.